UUUUGGUUCUCAGCUCCAUGUCUAAUAUUAGAUCUUUCCCAGACAUACACUUCAUGACGGAAAGCCAGUGACAAACAUAAUGAGGAUAAUGAGUCUUUAAGCAAAUGGGAAUUCUUUCAACGUUGAGCAUCUAAAUACACAAGUGAGAAGAAUUUUAAAAAUAUGUUAAGGGCCACAGUAGAAGGUGACCAUUUGAAUGGAUGAGAGCGGACAGCGUUUUUUCCCCCCACCAAAGUCAAAGUCCGGACAUACAGGUUAUAAGAGAGGCCGAGCGUGCGGAGGGUCAUCAUGACAGGCGUGACUGUGUGUUUUGGGGCGGUGAACUCUAUCAAAGCUUUAUGGGAAACCAGGAUAAAGAAGAACAAGGAGGAGCUGAAGAGAGAUAAAGAGCAGAGGGAGAGAGCGACUGUCGGAAGGUUGACAGGGACAUGGGAGGAUCGGAUCACCUUGGCCAAAUUAAAGGAAAAAAUUGUGACCGAGGAUGGGAGGAUCAUUCUACGCAUUGAAAAUGAAGAGUGGAAGACUCUUCCUGCAGCGCUGGUACAGCUUUCUCAGAUUCAGGAAUGGCAGCUUCACCGAACAGGGCUUCAGAAGAUCCCACGCUUCAUCUCUAGCUUUCAGAGCCUUAUCGUUCUCGACCUGUCCCGCAACGCAAUCACAGAAAUUCCUAAAGAAAUUGGUAAGUUAACCCGGUUACGAGAGCUGCUUGUGAGUUACAACAGACUGAACUGUAUACCUGAGGAGUUAUGCAGCUGUGAAUGUUUGGAGCGACUAGAACUGGCAAUGAACCGGGAUCUGGAUGAGCUUCCACAACAGUUCAGCAAUCUGAAGAAACUCCACCACUUGGACCUCUCAAUGAAUCAAUUCAGCACAAUCCCUGAGUGUGUAGUGAAUCUUCCUGCUCUCGAGUGGUUGGACAUGGGUGGGAACAAGUUGGAGAGCCUACCAGAUAACAUCCACAGAAUGGAGAAGCUGCACACACUGUGGCUCCAGAGAAAUUAUCUGGAGUAUCUGCCGGACAACAUCAGCCGUAUGCACAAUCUGGACACGCUGGUGCUCAGCAAGAACAAGCUGAGAGACAUUCCUUCACUGAUGGAGGGCAUGACAAACCUUAGGUUUGUAAAUUUCAGAGACAACCCUCUGACGUAUGACGUGACUCUCCCUGACCUAAAAGAGGAGGUAGCAGAGGAGGAGAAUGACAGAGAGAUGUUCGGCAAAGAGUUCAUGCACCAUUACAUCCAUGAAGCCCGCAGAAGAGGAUCCCAGACUUAUACAUCAGUGCUAAAUGUGAAGCUGGAGGGUUUGAUAGAGGAAUUGGCAUGA
This is a messenger RNA of Tachysurus vachellii, 1323 nucleotides long. It is a transcript of the gene lrrc39, whose product is annotated as leucine rich repeat containing 39. Lineage: Eukaryota; Metazoa; Chordata; Actinopteri; Siluriformes; Bagridae. Gene Ontology annotation, molecular function: protein binding. The record is from RefSeq and is a predicted model, not a curated record. The transcript is spliced from 9 exons. Bases 289 to 1323 code for a protein of 344 amino acids.